CUUUUUUUAUUCUUUAUUUGAGUCUCCAACAAACCUCUUCACCAGUGAUUCAUCUCCAAGCUGAAAUGGAGGUGGAGUCCAUCGCACUUGAAUCCAAAAAACCCCCGGAAAAUCUGGGUUCAACAAGUAUGUCCUCCUCCGCUCUAUUUUGGCCUCCGCAAAUUCUGUCCUUUUAGGCUACGGUGACUUCUGUUAUUCCAUCAAUUCCAACACCCCCAGAUAAAUCUAUAACGUUUUUCGAGUCGUUAGUUAUGGAAAAAUAUUGUUUUGUAUUUCAUUUUAUACUAAAAGUUAGUACAGAAGGGUAUUUAUACGCAAGAUAUGAAUGUUGAUUGAUUUCUGGAAUCAUACUCAUUCAUUGGUAGAAUCAUGCUGAUUGUUUUUUUGAAAUCAUGCUUAUUGAUGUUAUUAUGCUAACAGUCUUGAGUACUUGUUUAUCUGUGUAGAACUAGAUCUCUGUGAAUGUUAAUUAAUUGAUUAAGUGGUGUGUUUGCAGAUAUUGGAGUGAUGAGUGGGGCAGUUCUUUAUAUAAAAGACAACAUGAAAAUCGAUUCAGCGAAGGUCGAAAUUUUCGUGGGAAGUUUAAAUGUAUGUUCACUAAUAGGAUCAUUGCUUUCUGAGAAAACCUCAGAUUUCUGGGAUCAUUGCUUCUCUGCCGUCGUGCCUUCUGUUAUCAUUGCCGCCAGGGUUAUCAUCAUGCUGGAAUUCCCCGGGUGGCUUGUGGUUAAAGAUAGAAUCGAUCAAGCAAAGGCGGUUUUGAUGAAAACUUCUCAUUCUCAUGAAUCUGAGCUCAGGCUUGCAGAAAUUGUAAAAGCUCAUGAAGAAUCUAAAAAAAACAAUACAAAAGGGGUCUGGAAGGGGAUUUUAAGGCCGACCCCUGCCGUUCACCGGAUGCUUGUGGGGGCGAUUGGGAUAAAUUUCUUUAUGCAAGCUUCAGGCAAUGAUGCUGUUAUAUACUACACUCCUCAUGGGUUCAAAGAUGCAGGGAUUCAUAACAUGAAAUCUCUGUUUCGUGUAAAUGUGAUAAUGGGCUUAUCCAAGACUAUAUUUGUGUUCAUUUCACCUGUAUUUUUGGACCGUUUUGGAUGGCGGCCGCUUUUGUUCAUCGGCACCACCGGGGUGGCCAUGUCGUUGGCUGUAUUGAGGGCGGCCUCAAAGGUUAUUGAAAACUAUAUGUCACGGGCUCAGGUUGGGAGCCGUGAUAAGGCUUUGGGCAACUACAAGUGAUGGGGAGUUUAAGAGCGAAUGUAUGUGGUCAUUGGGUUCGUAGAUGCAACAACCGUAGUUGGGAGUACUCCAGCCACGGGGCGUGCACAAUGUUGUUGU
This is a messenger RNA of Mangifera indica (mango), 1326 nucleotides long. Its product is annotated as polyol transporter 5-like. Gene Ontology annotation, biological process: transmembrane transport. Gene Ontology annotation, cellular component: membrane. Bases 508 to 1227 code for a protein of 239 amino acids. Lineage: Eukaryota; Viridiplantae; Streptophyta; Magnoliopsida; Sapindales; Anacardiaceae. Gene Ontology annotation, molecular function: carbohydrate transmembrane transporter activity. The record is from RefSeq and is a predicted model, not a curated record. The transcript has a single exon.